This is a messenger RNA of Pteropus alecto (black flying fox), 1929 nucleotides long. RefSeq names its product taxilin beta (gene TXLNB). Lineage: Eukaryota; Metazoa; Chordata; Mammalia; Chiroptera; Pteropodidae. The record is from RefSeq and is a predicted model, not a curated record. The transcript is spliced from 8 exons. Bases 1 to 1929 code for a protein of 642 amino acids. Gene Ontology annotation, molecular function: syntaxin binding.
AUGGAGACUAAUCACUCUGCACAGCUCUCAGGAGAGCCACAGGCAACACUUCCAGGGGACAGUUCAUCGUUACUUAGUCAGAAUGGCCUGGAGAAGCAAGAUAAUCAGGAUUCCUCAGUCCCACUCCAAGCACCAUCGAAAGAGGCAGAUGUGCAGCCUGAAACAGGAACUCGUGACAUCUCUGACGAGUUGAAUAGGCAACUGGAAGACAUCAUUAACACAUACGGGUCUGCUGUCGGCACAGCAGGGAACGAGAACCCCCCUACAGCCAAGGAGCAACCUGAGAACACAGAACCAGCUGACAACGAGGACAGAGACUGUGAGGAGGCCAUUGAAGAAACUGAAAGAGAACCUGUGGCUUCUGGAGAGCCACCCACAGCCAAAGAGCCUGUCAGCAAUAAAGAGCAAAAAUUGGAAAAGAAAAUCCUGAAAGGAUUAGGUAAAGAAGCUAACCUGCUAAUGCAAAACCUGAACAAGUUGCAGACUCCUGAAGAAAAGCUUGAUUUUUUAUUUAAGAAGUAUGCCGAGUUGCUAGAUGAACAUCGCACUGAGCAAAAGACUUUCAAGCUCCUACAAAAGAAACAGGUACAAAUCCAAAAAGAAAAGGACCAGUUACAAAGUGAACACAGCAGAGCUAUCCUCGCUCGAAGCAAACUGGAGAGUCUGUGCCGGGAGCUGCAGAGACACAACAAGACACUGAAGGAGGAAACCCUUCAGAGGGCACGUGAAGAAGAAGAGAAAAGAAAGGAGAUCACAAGUCAUUUCCAGAGUACCCUGACAGAUAUCCAAGCCCAGAUUGAGCAGCAGAGUGAGCGAAAUAUGAAGCUGUGUCAGGAGAACACAGAACUCGCAGAGAAACUGAAAAGCAUCAUUGAUCAGUAUGAGCUCAGAGAGGAGCAUCUGGACAAAAUCUUUAAACACAGAGAACUGCAGCAGAAGCUGGUGGAUGCAAAACUUGAGCAGGCGCAAGAAAUGAUGAAAGAAGCAGAGGAACGACACAAACGUGAAAAGGAAUAUUUGCUGAACCAGGCAGCAGAGUGGAAACUUCAGGCCAAAGUACUGAAGGAACAAGAGACGGUCCUGCAGGCUCAGCUCACUCUCUACUCUGGAAGGUUUGAAGAGUUCCAGAGCACACUGACAAAAAGCAAUGAGGUGUUUGCCACUUUCAAACAGGAAAUGGAUAAAAAAGCAUUGAGAGCUAAAGAAUAUGAAUGCUUCGUGAUGAAAAUUGGGAGACUAGAGAAUCUCUGUCGAGCUUUACAAGAAGAGAGAAAUGAACUCUACAAAAAAAUUAGGGAAGCGAAAAUGUCUGAAAAGGAUGGCCAAGGUCAGAACACCUCCGACGAAGAGCCAGAGUCAACUGUCUCUGUGGGUGAAGAGACUAACACAGAGGAUGCCAACAGCAUUCACGACGCUGUAAAAAGUCUGGCCACAGCGUUUAUGGUAAUUCAUCACCAAGAAUCGCCCCUACACCAGUCUAUAGAAUUCCAACCAGAAGUCAGCAGUCCUGGAGCGGGCAGUGAUACGGCCCUCAAGGAGCGGAAACAAUUGCCUCUGAUCCCUUCAUGCCAUUCAGAGGGUCCCCUGCCUACCCUAGCUCCUCAGGCUGAGGUUCAAGGAGGCAGUGAGGCGGAACCUCCCCCCAAGGGCAGUAAUCGCCCUGUGAGGUCGGGAGCAGAGCCCGAAGACCAGGGUCUCCCUGCUGGAGCACAGGCUGAUCAGCAGCGCCAGAAGCCAGAGGCAGAAGGUUCCAGUCAGGUGCCACAGGUCCCAGUCGAGACCUCCCUACCGGCUGUGGAGGUAAAUGGUCCUACUUCACUACCCCCCUCAGGUGAGCAAGUUCCAGCUGGGGUGCCUGGAUGUGAGCCCAAUAUGCAGCCUCCACCUCCGGCCGCAGCACAGGACACCAGUCUGGAGCCAGCAGACUAA